Messenger RNA from Dipodomys ordii (Ord's kangaroo rat), 2335 nucleotides. RefSeq names its product BUD13 homolog (S. cerevisiae) (gene Bud13). Gene Ontology annotation, molecular function: RNA binding. NCBI's taxonomy places the organism in Eukaryota, Metazoa, Chordata, Mammalia, Rodentia, Heteromyidae. Gene Ontology annotation, cellular component: U2-type spliceosomal complex; RES complex. Bases 88 to 2055 code for a protein of 655 amino acids. Gene Ontology annotation, biological process: mRNA splicing, via spliceosome. The record is from RefSeq and is a predicted model, not a curated record. The transcript is spliced from 10 exons.
UCCGCACGUCUUACCCGGCCGCCUUCCGUUUCGCGUUCUGGAAGUUUGUCCCCCGCGCGGAGCCGUCUCCGCUCCGCCGCCGCUGCCAUGGCGGCAGCUCCGCCGCUCUCCAAGGCCGAGUAUCUGAAGCGUUACUUGUCCGGGCCGGACGCUGGCGUCGACGGAGCCUCCGAGUCCUGUCGCAAACGGCGAAAAAAGCGUCCGAAACCUGGCGGGUCCGGCAGCAAGGGAAUGCGAAUUGUGGAUGAUGAUGUGAGCUGGACGGCUAUUUCUACCACUAAGUCAGACAAGGAGGAUGAGGAUGAUGAUGGAGAUUUGCCUGUGGUGGCUGAAUUUGUUGAUGAACGUCCAGAGGAGGUAAAGCAGAUGGAGGCCUUUCGUUCCAGCGCUAAAUGGAAGCUUCUGGGAGGCCACAGUGAAGACCUACCGUCACAUGGACAUUUCCGUCACGACACCCCAGAUCCCUCCCCUCCUAGAAGGGUCCGUCAUGAUACCCCAGAAACCUCCCCUGCUAGAAGGGUCCGUCACGACACCCCGGAUCCCUCCCCUCCUAGAAGGGUCCGUCACGACACCCCGGAUCCAUCCCCUCCUAGAAGGGUCCAUCAAGACACCCCGGAUCCCUCCCCUCCUAGAAGGGUCCGUCAUGAUACCCCAGAAACCUCCCCUGCUAGGAGGGUCCGUCACGACAGCCCGGAUCCCUCCCUGCCUAGGAGGGUCCGUCAUGACACCCCGGAUCCCUCCCCUCCUAGGAGGGUCCGUCACGACAGCCCGGAUCCAUCACCCCCAAGAAGGGCCCAUCAUGACUCGGUCACAUCUUCCAGGAGGGUCCACCAUGACUCAUCAGAUACUUUGCUCCCCAGGAAGUCUCAUCAUAAUUCUUCAAGCCAUCAUGGCUCCUCAAGUAUCCCUUCCCCGAGAAGGGCCCACAAUUCCCAUGAUGCAUCUCAAUCGAGGAGGACUCUUGACUCCUCAGAUCCACGGCAUCUCAGGAGGACCCGUCAUGACUCCCCUGAUUUGGCAUCUAAAGUCGCUCAUUCACUAUCUAGAACCCAAAGUAGUAAGGUUCCAAAAAGCACCUCUAGCAGGACUUCUCCACACUGGAAGGAGCCAGAACCCUCUGAUUCCUUACAUUCCAAGAACAGAAAAUAUGUGCAUGACCAGGACCUUUCUCCUCCUCGAAAAAAACAAGCAAAAUCCCACUUCGGAGAUAAGAAGCAGAUUGAUUCUAAAGGUGAUUUCCAGAAAGCCUCUGAUUCAGAUCUUUCUCCUCCACGGCAUAAACAAAAGCCAGCUCAUCAGGAUUCGGAUUCAGAUCUGUCACCUCCACGGAACAGACCAAGACACCAAAACUCUGAUUCUGACCUCUCACCACCAAGGAGGAAACAGAAGACCAAAUCUUCUGAUUCUGAUCUGUCUCCACCUCGAAGGAGUCAGCCUACUGGAAAGAAGGCUACACACAUGUAUUCUGGGGCUAAAACUGGGUUGGUGUUAAGUGGCAUUCAGCAAGAGCAGCAAGAACUCCAGAAACAGGACCAAAGAACCAUGGCAUUUGAAGCUGAAUUUCAGUUUGCUGAACCUGUAUUUCGAGACAAGUUUGGUCGUAAGAAGAACUUGAAACUGGCACGGUUAGAGCAAAGGAGAAAAGCAGAAAAAGACUCAGAACAAGAUGAACUGUAUGCCCAGUGGGGAAAAGGUCUUGCCCAGAGCCGCCAACAGCAACAAAAUGUGGAGGAUGCAAUAAAGGAGAUGCAAAAACCUCUGGCCCGCUAUAUUGAUGAUGAAGAUCUGGAUCGGAUGCUACGAGAACAAGAAAGAGAGGGGGACCCUAUGGCCAACUUUAUCAAGAAGAGUAAAGCCAAGGAGAAUAAGAAUAAAAAAGAAAGGCCUCGCUACAGUGGCCCAGCCCCUCCUCCCAACAGAUUCAGUAUCUGGCCUGGAUAUCGCUGGGAUGGAGUGGAUAGAUCCAAUGGUUUUGAACAGAAGCGCUUUGCCAGGCUUGCCAGUAAGAAGGCAGUGGAGGAACUUGCCUACAAGUGGAGUGUUGAGGACAUGUAAUUCUCUGAGUCUGUGUCGGUGUUGUGGGUUGUGGUAGUGGCAUGGGACAGCCAGACAUCCAGCCUAAGCAGCUGUCUAUGCUCAUAAUUAGGGCCCACACAGACCAGUGACUCGCUGAGUACAAGUUUGACACAGAAGAAUGUUACAGACCUGACCUUUGGGUGCUCCAGCCUUGUCUGUGGGUGGCUUUCAUAGGAAUCCGUGAUUUCUACAUACCAGGGUUUGUUCUUGGCUAGGUUCUUUUCUUUUCCACUUUCAAAUAAACAUAUUUAUUUUUUUA